Messenger RNA from Vicia faba (fava bean), 669 nucleotides. The record is from the annotation of a GenBank genome assembly. NCBI's taxonomy places the organism in Eukaryota, Viridiplantae, Streptophyta, Magnoliopsida, Fabales, Fabaceae.
AUGAAAAUCAACUUCACCUUCUUUGUCUUUCACUUUCUCUUUGGUCUCUUCUUGCCACCUCUUGUCUUCUCCCACACACAUGGAAACCCUGCAAGCGAGAUCGUCGACAUUAUAAACAAGAAUAGAACAGAUCAAAAGCUCCCUAACUUGAUUGACACACCUGGUUUAGGAUGCAUGGCCUUACAAUAUAUUGAAUUAUGCAAAGGAAACUGCACUGACAACAACGUCGUAAACUGCAAACCUCCCGAAGACGAUUUCACCGAAGUCUUUGCCCCAAAUUGCGGCGUAGAGUUACCAACUUUCGGUACCAUAACUGGCCACAUUGUUGGCUGUCAAAAAAACUACCUUGAACCAUCACUAGCAUUUUCUCGAAUCCUCGUUAAAGAUAAGAAAUCUGUGUCUCUUCUGAGAAACAAAACACAUUCUGAGGUUGGAGUAGGCCUUGUUGGAGCUCAUAAAGGACCUUUCUUUUGGUGUGUUUUGUUUGGUAAUGGAAAAGCUAACGCUACAUUUGUGCUUGAAAAUCGCGGUGCCGGGAUCAAACAGAAAAAAGGGUGUUAUAGUGGAAGCAAUACUCCAUGCAGUGAAGGGAAGAAACAUGAUGUUCCUCCAUUUUUUAACUUUUUGUUUAUGUUUUAUGUGUUUAUUCUUCUGUUUAAACUUUUGUGA